Chlamydomonas reinhardtii is the source of this 3350-nucleotide messenger RNA. RefSeq lists its product as uncharacterized. The record is from RefSeq and is a predicted model, not a curated record. Lineage: Eukaryota; Viridiplantae; Chlorophyta; Chlorophyceae; Chlamydomonadales; Chlamydomonadaceae. The coding region runs from base 137 to 2995 and encodes 952 amino acids. The transcript is spliced from 12 exons.
GGGCAUGAAUUAUCAGCGAUGCCUGUGUCGAGCGAGCGCCAUCGCCGUCGCUGAUUUGGGGUUGAGCAUCUGACCGGAGCCUGACGUCCAUCGCUGCUGAGAGGGCGUAGCGUGGCCGACCCUGUGGCCGUCGGAGAUGCCAGGCGACGGGGAUGUCGUCUCCGCUAAUCAGGCGAGGAAGAAGAAGAAGAAGAAGCGGCGGUGUGGAGCUGCGCAGCGCAAGCGACGGAUGAAGGAGCCGCGCAGCGGAGUUGCGCCCGGACAUGCCACUGAGACAGGCGUGGCCCUGCCCAAGGGGCCUGCUCUAGAAUGUGCGCGUCGGCCAUCGGCGGGUGCGGCCAAGGCGGCGGCAGGAGGUGAUUGUUGUGCGACGGGACGAGGUCCGGAGCGCGACGGCGCGCUGCACCCCGCCCAGGCGUUACGCGCUGGGCACAAUAAGUUCGCCCACCCGCGGGGCCACGGGUUUGGGCCCAUCUGGCUGCACAGCUACGUGGCCGGUGUGGCGGCCAUGUAUGCCAUUCGUGACGCGUGGCGGAUGGAGUUCGAGGUGCAGCCGAAGGAGGAGGGGGGCGGCGGCGAGCCUGCUGUGUUCUGUCGCCCAGCGGAACGGUUCGUGCUCAAGUGCAGCGUGUGCAGGGCAACCGCGGUGCUGCAGGCGUCUGGCGGCCGCUGGCAACUUACGCAUCAGGAGCAUGCAGCGGGUAGCCGCCACAUGUGCAGCAGGACUGGCAAGGCACAUGCGCCCGGGCUGAUGAGCCGGAGGAAGCUGCGCAACAUGGAGACGCGGCGGAUGGCCCAGGCGGACAAGGCGCUCCUGCAGGGCCAGUGGAGGGAGGGGUCCGUGCCGCUCCAGCCGGAAUUGGUCGCGUCGGGCGUCGAAGUGGACAGCUCAGGGAGCACCACCGCCGUGCUGUACAGCGCGGAGCCGAACUCCGCGUCGCCGCUGCACGCGGAGGUUCGCGCGCACGGGGCGCGUUGCGAGCUGCAGCGUCUGCAUGUGGGGCGUGUCGACCCCAAGAUGAAGGUGUUCACCAUGCCGCUGAGAGUGGCCGAGAGGAUGCGCCGGAACCACGUCCCGUACUACAACGGCACGAGCCUCCCCGCGGCCCCCGCCGAGCGCAAGGCCGCUGGCGCCGCGGCCAUCGCUGCCGCGGAGGCGGCUGGCGCCUAUCCGAGGAGGAAGCGCGGCUGGGCACAGGCGGACACCGCCGCGCGUGGGCGCCGGCAGAAGCGGCGCCUGGCGCGUAUGCGCGGCAAGGGGAGCGAGCCGUCGCUGCCGCCGCCCGUGAAGCGCGUCCCCGUGCGGAACCAGCCUGCCGAGGCCCGCAAGGCGAGGCAGCGUGCCUACCGCAACCAGUACUGCAAGCAGCGGCGCAUCCUCCUGCAGGGCAAGGGGCCCUCAUGGGUUGCGGCGCGGUGGGCCGCGUAUCUGGGCGGGCUGGCGCCCCAGAUGUACGACUGCACCGGCCACAGCGCCGUUGUGCUCGGGUACCGCCCAGAGGAGGUCGCAGCCGUGGAGGACGCCAAGUUUGAGUCUGACUGCGCCAGGCUUGCGGCAGCGUGUGGCGCAGCGGCAGCGCCCGCCCGCCCCCGAGUCAGUUGCAAGUGGGCGAGCAGCAGCAGCAGCGGCGGCGGCGAGAGCAGUAGCGGUGACAGCAGUGGCGGCGACAGCAGCAGCAACAGCAGCAGCAGCAGCAGCAGCAGCAGCAGUAGCGGCAGCGUGGGCAGCGGCAGCGCCAGGGGCAUCCGCGGCCGCCGUGUCGGAGCCCGCGGCAGCGCCUCUGGUGCCGGCCGUGACAGUGCCAGCGGCGCGAGGCAACGCGUGCGCAUGUCCGUGCUGGCGGCGGUCGGGCAGGCGAGGCACCCGGCUGUGGUCGCUGCGGCAAUUCGCGACGGCAUGACCGCGCUCUUCCAGCAGGGCUGCUGGGCGAAGUGCCCUGCGCACUUUGACGGGCAGUUCUACAUGGCCGGUCGGACGUCGCCGGACUGCGUGAAGGACGCCGCCAUCGGGUACGCGGACCAGCGCAAGUACGAGGCCGCUGCGGCGACCGAGGACGCAGCGACGGAGCCGGAGAGGCUCAUCGAGACCAUGUGCCGCACUGUGUGGGGGGCGGCCGUGGAGGUGUUCCCGUUCCUGGAAGAGUGCAGGGACGUGUUCCUGUCCCCGGUGGGCAAGGGCGUGUGCUACGACGGCACCAUGACGAUGCAAGUCAGCGUCACACGGAACUGCGGCGUCGGGCUGCACGCGGACAAGGAAGACGGUCCCUUCAGCAUCAUGGUGUGGUGCAACCAGGGGCCGGGGCGGCUGAACGGUGGCGCGUUCUGCAUGCCUGGCGUUGGCCUGAAGGUCAUCCCCACCGGCCUCACCAUCGCUGUGCUGGCUGCCGGGACGGUUAUCCACGGCACCCUUCCCGUGGUUGCAGUGCCCGGCGGCGCGGAUGCAGGGGCGGCUCAGGCGCCUGCAGCGUGUGCGUCGCUUUCGCCGCAGCAGUUCCAGGCGCCCGGGCCUGCGCGUUUUGGCUUCUCGCACUUCAUGCGGCCGCGCUACCUUCAGUCCGUUGCCAGCAUGGCCGCCGGGGCUGGGAGCUUGUACGGGCUCUGGGCGCUGCAGCGCGACCGCACCAAGCAGAUCCUGCAGGUGGCGAUGGAGCGCCAGCGGCUCACCGCCGCCCGGCGCCGCCGGGAUUUGUCGCUGGCCGAGGAGGCCAGGCUUGAGGAUGCAGCAGCUGCGGUGCCCCGCAUGCGCGACGCGCUCCAGGUGCAGUUUGGCGAGUUGCGGCAGCGCGGGGAGGGCGCCAGCGCUUUCAACACGCCGCUGUUCGCCAAGUGGCCGCCGCGCUGGCUGGCGCAGUCGCUGCUGUGGAAGGCGACGACGCUGCCCGCGCCGGCGGAGGCGGCGGGGCGGCCGAACACGGGGAAGCAGAACACGGGGAAGCGCGGUCGUGAUCGCGGAGCGGCAGCUGCAACCACAGCCGCACCCGCGCUUGAGAUUUAGAGGCCUGCGGAAGGCACGGGCGGCUCUGCCCGAGGCACGCACGGCUCUGCCCGAGGCCCGAGGCACGCACGGCUCUGCCCGAGGCACGCACGGCUCUGCCCGAGGCACGCACGGGCGGCUCUGCCCGAGGCGCCGCCGCGCCGGACGGUGGCGUGCGGACGGUGCCGCUGUGUGCUGAGGGCCGUUGGCCGCGUGCUGUAUGCGGCCAGCGCAGGAGGCCGAGGGUGGCGCGUGUGCGUGGCCGCGCAUUCCGAAGGUGUCGCCAAGCGGAGGGCGUGUGCGCACAAGGUGUCCCAACGUUAUGGCAUCGAGUGCACAGGUGUGGGCAUGGCGCGUCUGAGAUCACCGGCAACCG